Sciurus carolinensis (gray squirrel) is the source of this 1724-nucleotide messenger RNA. RefSeq names its product C-X-C motif chemokine ligand 16 (gene Cxcl16). The coding region runs from base 696 to 1463 and encodes 255 amino acids. Gene Ontology annotation, biological process: positive regulation of cell growth; positive regulation of cell migration; response to tumor necrosis factor. NCBI's taxonomy places the organism in Eukaryota, Metazoa, Chordata, Mammalia, Rodentia, Sciuridae. The record is from RefSeq and is a predicted model, not a curated record. The transcript has 7 exons. Gene Ontology annotation, molecular function: chemokine activity; scavenger receptor activity; low-density lipoprotein particle receptor activity.
CAUGGAGGAACCUUCAAUACUUAUUACGAGUGAAAGAAGCCAGUGAAAGGGCUGCAUAUUGUAUAAUUCUAACUAUAUGAGAUUCCAGAAGAUACAAAACCAUGGAGCAUUGAAAAGGUCCCGUUUCAUCCUCCACUUUGUAAUCUCGGCAGCCAUCCUCACCACACGCCUCCUGUUCAGUCUCCUCUGGCUCUCCUGGAGGCUUGGCUUCCUGAGGGGAUUCCCUGCUGGUCCGCGGACUGACCUGUGGCGGCCAGAGGGGCUGACAUCCCUGAACCGAACUCGAUCAUCUCGUAGGGUCACUGCCCACCUACCCAGACUCGUCUCAGCCCGCAGUCUGAAUUUUCUUUCGGUUUCGUCGGACAUUCCUGGCCGUCCCCUCCGUCGACUCUGGGUUAGGCACGAGGCUAAGGAGUACGGCUUUGGGGAUUUCCCUGCGGCGGGAGGCAGACGCGGCGCGGGCUCGGAAAUACUGACCAGAGGUCGGUUCGGGACAGCGCGAGCGCCGGGCGGAAAGCCGCCGCCGCCGCCUCGCGCCCGCUCCCCAGCCGAGACAGCUCCGACCGCCCCCGCAGUCAACAUGAGGCGGGCGGGAGAAGGAAGCGAAAGCCAUCCGUAAAUUAGCUGGACGCCACACUCCCCGAUCUUGAGUCAGGGAGAGGCGGCCCUACACCUAAACUCCCCCGAUCCCGGAGAUGAGACGGGCCUGGGGACCCCCAUUCCUCGCGCUCCUAUUUCUGCUUGAGCUGCUGACUCUGCCAGGAGACGGCAACGAGGGCAGCGUCACUGGAAGCUGUCUCUGUGGUACUAGAAUUUCUUCUAACCUCCCACCAUCGUUGCAAACCAUGGAUCAUUUCCGAAAACACCUGAAAGCCUACAGUCACUGUGGAUUGUACAUCAGGUUCCAACUACCUUUGCGGAAUGUAUGUGGGCGCAUCCAAGACCCAUGGGUUCGUGAACUGGUGGGCUGCUUUGAUCGCAGAGAGUGCGGACCUGAACAUGGGGGGAAUGUGGUCAACCAGGAGCAUUUACCUUUCCCCAGCACUCCAAUUCCUGAGCCCGCAGGGGGAACACCGCCAGACAUGAACACUGCUACCCAGAUGUACCUGCCAUCCAUUCAGCAGUCUACCCAGCAGUUCAAGCUUCCAUCAGGAGCACUGCCUUUGGACAAAGAGCUCACCCACCUAAAUGAAACCACCACUUUCACUGUGGGUUAUGGCCUGGGAACUGAGUUUAAGGUUAAGGAGAACCAGAGACUGAAGGAAGAAAUAGCAGGCACUGCAACUGAGGAAUCAGCCAUGGUGCCAGUGCUGUCCCUCCUGGUCAUUGUCUUCAUUCUCACUGGAGUCCUUCUCUAUUUGUUGUGCAAAAGGAGGCGGGAGCAGUCUCUCCAGGGCUCUUCAGAUCGGCAACUCCAUUAUACACUUGUGACUCCAGUCUCUAAUGCCUGCACCAAGAAAUGAAGUUGAUGAAGAUAAAAUUGAUUUAUUUUUAUACUUCAUGUAACUAAUCCAACUUCUGACACACAUAAGGUACAAUAUUCAAUAUUUAACAUGUGACUAACCAAUCACUACACUUUCUUAGCCCCCCAUUCCUGUACUGGAGACUGAACCCAGGGCUUCACACAUGCUAGGCAAGUGCUCUACCACUGUGCUACAUCCCCAGCACUUUUUAUUUUUGAGUCAGGGCCUCUGUAAAUUGGCUGGCCUCAAACUUGGAUUCAC